GAUCGUUAUUGGGCCGUAACUAACGUGGAUUACAUACACCAACGAAACGCCGUACGGAUCGGAUCGAUGAUCGUCGCCGUGUGGACAGUGGCCGCCAUCGUCUCCAUAGCGCCGGUCUUCGGAUGGAAAGAUCCGGAGUUUGUGCACAGAAUUGAAAUCGAGAAACGAUGCCUAUUAUCGCAAGACAUCGGAUAUCAGAUCUUCGCCACAAUCGCCACGUUUUACGGACCACUUGUCUUCAUAUUAGCGCUCUAUUGGAAAAUAUUUCAGGUGGCCAGAAAGCGGAUCCGCCGUAAGCCGGGCAAACUGGUGGCACCGGUGAGCAGCGCUCAAACGCCCCGACCCUUAGCGCCGAGUCCUUCGUCGCAAAACAUGAAUAGCAUUAACGACGAUAUGAACACAACUACCGAUGAAUUAACGGACACUCAGUGUAAGCAACAUAACGACAAAGAGAUACAAUUGCAACAAAUGAAGCAACACUUGAGUCCCAAUCGGACCACUUUAACCACCAAUGGAUCCAAUAAUAAUCCAAAUCCCACCUCCAGUUCUAACCAUAAGAUCAGCUCAACUCUGGCCCAAAACACAGUUAAGGCUCAACACAAAAAGGCCACUAAUAAGGAGUCACUGGAGUCCAAACGGGAGCGAAAAGCGGCCAAAACUCUGGCCAUAAUCACAGGUGUGUUUGUGAUGUGUUGGGCGCCGUUCUUCGUGAUGGCAGUACUGAUACCGAUAUACCCGCCAAUCGAGCCAAACAAAUAUAUAUCGAGUUUUUUCUUAUGUCCGGAUUUCCGAAACGGCUUCAGAAGGAUAUUAUGCGGCAAACGAUACGCCAAUAGACGCGGCAAUAGAUAGUGAAUAUAUUUGCCGCAAAUGUGUGUCUCUUUUUUGG
Molecule: messenger RNA, 889 nt
Organism: Medioppia subpectinata
Lineage: Eukaryota; Metazoa; Arthropoda; Arachnida; Sarcoptiformes; Oppiidae
Source: the annotation of a GenBank genome assembly